Messenger RNA from Halteromyces radiatus, 1978 nucleotides. RefSeq lists its product as uncharacterized. The record is from RefSeq and is a predicted model, not a curated record. The transcript is spliced from 5 exons. Gene Ontology annotation, cellular component: RNA polymerase II transcription regulator complex. Lineage: Eukaryota; Fungi; Mucoromycota; Mucoromycetes; Mucorales; Cunninghamellaceae. Gene Ontology annotation, biological process: positive regulation of transcription by RNA polymerase II. Bases 64 to 1830 code for a protein of 588 amino acids. Gene Ontology annotation, molecular function: protein dimerization activity; DNA-binding transcription factor activity.
UUUCUUUCUUUCUUUCUUUCUUUUUCUUAUACUUUACUUGUUUUAUUCUGCAAUCUUAUUACAAUGGAUACAUUGGCUUCUGAAGAAACCACAUACUCUUUACCAUCACCACGAGAUUUAUUGCUAUCAUCUUCUCAGGAACAACAACCAAUGGAGGAUUCUCCAGUAGACAAGAUGAUGGUUGACGAACCAUAUGAAACUGAAGAUAUUCAACCUUCUUGUGAAAAACCUCAAUUACCUUCUAUCAGUAAUAUUCAACCAUAUUCACCGAUUCCUCAUUCAUACAAUGUUACUUCCAACAAUAACGAUAAUCCUACUACAACGGCCAAUUCUGAUAUCACCACUAGUCCAACUACUAUUACUACAACAACUACAACCACUAACUCAGCAACAUCUCUUCAUGGAGUACCUGCUUCUGAUGAAUAUCUUCGUCAUCGUAUGUCGGAUAUGUCUAUGUCUGCUGUCUCUGGUGGUUUACCUUUGGAUCGUUCUCGAAGUAAUAAUUCUACUGUUCCUCCUCCUGGCUCAAGUCCAAAUGGAAUAGUCAACAACAAUAACAAUACUGUGUUAUCACCUUUGGAACCUAGUCAUUAUGAUGGUUCUGUCUCUUAUUCUCGACGUGGAUCUUUGGUCAAUAUGCCUCCUUCCUCUCUGCAUCAUGAUUAUCGUAGACCUUCUAUUACUGAACUCGGUAGUUUGCCUCUUCCAACUACAUCUACUAGUACAAGUCGUCGUGACUCUAUAGCUACAAUCACUACUGAUUAUGAUUAUCACACUUCUCGUUCACCUUCGCCUUCACCAUUCAAACAACAUCAUCAUCAACAACGAUCAUCAGAUAUGGAUUAUUCUUCAUCAGCCGGUCAUAUUGCUCCUCCUUCAUAUGAUUCUUUUCAUCGACGUCAUUCAAUUGCAACUGCUGAACCUUCUCAUUCUUCUUCUUCCAAUCGAUUUGCUUCUAAACAUCGACCAUUCAGAUUUCCAGCAACUAUUCAUGAAUCACCCAAUGGAAUUUAUUCUGCACCAUCAAGUCCUCCUGAAAUCAUGAAUUCAACAAAUGGAGAAGUGAAUACUGGAACAACUCAUGAACUCGGUUCAUCAAAAUAUCCUCGUACUCAUAACAUGCGACAUGGAGGAGAUCAUCUUUCAGGUUACUCGUCUCAUCACCAUCAACAGCAACAUCAUCACCAUCAUCAACAACAAAAUCAACGUGUACAUCAUGGACAUCCUUAUGCAGGAAGUUAUUCUCGACGCCGAUCUAUUUUGAAUGAUGAAGAUACUCCUUCUUUAGCUCGUCGUGCAUCUAUGCCUGUGGUGACAAUGGGUCGAGCUCCAGCUUCCGGUGCACUACAUCAUCCACCUACACCAACUCCUACGCCACCUCAUCAUCAUCAUCUUGGUCACACAUCUCACCAAUAUCAAAAACUCUCUUCAUCAUCAAGGUUAGGAGGAAGUGAUUCAUAUAACACAACUACAGGAGGGUCAACUAUGAUAGAUGAAGAACAAGAACUUGAAGGACGAGAUAAAGGAUCUAGUGGUAGAAAAUCUGAAACACCUUAUUCAAGAAGUCCCGAAUUACGAGUUAGCCACAAGCUUGCCGAACGUAAAAGACGAAAGGAAAUGAAGGAAUUAUUUGAUGAAUUACGUGACUCCUUACCUGUGGAAAAGAACUUGAAAACAUCCAAAUGGGAAAUCUUAUCAAAAGCGGUGGAAUAUAUUACAGCACUGAAACGGCGUGAUUUUGAAAAAGAAAAUGAAGUUAAUAGUUUACGGCAUGAAUUGGCAAUGAUGAAACGGGAACGAAGUGGAAGUUAUGGAACAUUACCAUAUUGAAUAGGUUGAAUUUUAUACCAAGCUGGAUACUCUUCUUUUUUUUUAUAUAUAUAUUUUAUACCCCUUCUCUUUAUCUUUUUUUCUCACUCACCCCUCUCGGUCUACUAUAUCAUUCUUGCUUAGUCUUAGUUCAUCUAUUCUUUUCUCC